UAAAGAGAAAAAAUGACGGAAUAAGUCGUAUCAAUUUUAAAGUGGUUUUGUAAUAUUUAAAACGGAAUAAAAAUGCGCUGUUGUGCUCCGAAUUGUAAAAAUGAUUCAAGACAAUUGUCUAAAUCUCAGGGAAUAACCUUUCAUGUAUUCCCCAUGGAACAGUCUCUUCGUACAUCCUGGCUAAAAGCCCUAGGUAAAGAAUCCUGGGAAGCGAAAGAAAGAAGUGCAGUUUGCUCAGAGCAUUUCAAUUGUGAUGACAUGUAUGAAACUAAGAAUGGGUUACGUAAGAUCAAACCAGGAGCUGUGCCAGUGAUGAAGGUUUGUUUACAUUCAUCUUUUAUUGGAACGAAGUUCCUUAUGGUAUGUAGAAUAUGUCUGGCAACAGAUAGAAAAUUAUAUUCAAUACGAAAAUAUAAGUUGGAUCAGGCAUUUGAACAUUUGACUGGACUGAAUAUAAUGGAUAAUUUACCGCAGCAUUUGUGUUUAGAAUGUGCACAUAGAUUACUUACCUGUCACAAUUUUAGACGAAAAAGUUUACGAUCUCACGAAAUUAUGAUGGAAAUAAUCAAUAAGCAAGAAAUGAUAACAUUACAAAGCAUACAAAUUAUAAAUAGAGAAUGUAAUAACUUGGAAACGAAUCUCACAAUAAAGUAUAACAAUCCAGAUCAUUAUGAUCUUUACAUAGAACAUAAAGAAGAUACAGAGGAAGAAAAAAUAACAGAAGAAAUAACAGAUAUAGAAGUAAAGAAUGAAGUAUUCUUAGAUGAAACUAGUUUAUCCGUUAAAGAAGAGAAUUAUUCUUCUGAUGAUAGUCUCCCUUUAGAAAGGAGAAGAACUAAGAAGAAAGAAGUUAAGAAAAAGAAAAGAAAAGAUCCGAAUGAACCAAAGAUUGAUAGAAGAAGGAAACCCUUUCUUAAUGAUGAUUUGAAUGAAACUCUAUUUACUAUAACAGAUUUAUCUUUCGAUGAACAGAAAGCAGAGAUAGAGAAGAGAAGAGAUUCUUCAAAUUAUAAAAACUCUGUAUUCAAAUGUACUGCUUGUUUUAAAGGAUUUUUAGAUGAAGAUGCUUAUAAUAGUCAUAUGACUAGACAUACUGAUCAAUGUGGUGAAUACGAAUGUGAGAUUUGUAAAACGCAUUUCAAACAUCCGCAUGCUUUACGUAAGCAUGUCACUGCGCAUCACACACAAAGGUUCAGCUGUAACCAGUGUCCAUAUGUAACUACACAUCGUCAGACGGCGCGACUGCACGAGAGAUGGCACAAGGGAACUAAAUACCAAUGUCCGCAUUGUCAAGAGGAAUUCCUUAAAUUUACUACAUACAUGGGUCAUAUACGUAUAAAACAUCCAUCUGACUUUGUAUGUGAACUCUGCGGAUAUUCUUUCGUCAGUGAGAAAGGGAUAGAACUACACAAGAAGUUGAAACAUCGACUCGAGAGUGACAAGGUGCCAGAUGAUGUACCAUUUUGUGAAUCUUGCAAUGUGAGGUUUAUCUCACAGGAAGCGUACAGAAGACAUCUGAUGGUCUCCGCAAAACAUAGUACUGGUGAUAAGGAUACAAAUGAUCCUAAACCGAAGAAAGGUAGAAAGCCUAGAGAAGUGAAAGAGAGAGAAAUAAGAGAUAGCAGAGAACAGAAUGAGAGGAAGAUGUAUCCUAGUCAGAUGAGGAAAGUGGAAGGUCCAAUACCCUGCGAACAGUGUGGUCUACAACUAGAAGACUCUCGUGCCUAUCACGGUCACUUUAGACGGAUGCAUCCAGACAAGAAUCGAACCAACUACCCGUCUAUGAAGUCACCUUGUAUGUGUGAGUUGUGUGGGAGAAUGUUCCAGAGUUACGCUCUAUUAAAAGACCAUCGUUGGGUUCAUACUGGUGAGAGACCGUUCUCAUGUGAGUCGUGCGGCAAAGCUUUCCGCAUGCGACAGCGACUGGUCGCACACAGACGUGUUCAUGCGCCUCGCAGAGAUACAUACGUGUGUGCACUCUGCGGGAAACACUUCUCCACUCACAGCAACAGACAGCGGCACAUGUUUAUCCACACAGGCUUGAAACCGUUUGCUUGUGAGAUGUGCGGCAAAUGUUUCAAACACGCGAGUGAGAAACGCGCCCACGUCGCCUACGUACAUCUAAAGAAGCCUUGGCCGAAGCGAGCUCGCAACAAACGUACAGACAGACAGAAUCAAAUACAAAAUCAGACGAUGAGUGCGAACGAGAUGGAUAUAGUUCAGCCAGUGUGGCCACAUUGUGAACAGAAAGGGAAUGAUGUUAAUUCCAUUAAUAAAUCUAUUUAUUAUAAUAUUAAAAUAUAAACUAGACAUUUCUAAUAAUGCGAUACAAUAUAAUCUCACUAAUCCGGCACUUCGAUAGAUCGGCACGUCCAAUAAUCCGGCACCUUCCGCCCACGCCUCCCUUUCCCUUUGCGCUUUGGUCGCACAGGUAUAGAGGGGAAAGGGAG
This is a messenger RNA of Papilio machaon (common yellow swallowtail), 2450 nucleotides long. RefSeq names its product zinc finger protein 737-like. Gene Ontology annotation, molecular function: DNA-binding transcription factor activity, RNA polymerase II-specific; RNA polymerase II transcription regulatory region sequence-specific DNA binding; zinc ion binding. The record is from RefSeq and is a predicted model, not a curated record. Gene Ontology annotation, biological process: regulation of transcription by RNA polymerase II. Gene Ontology annotation, cellular component: nucleus. NCBI's taxonomy places the organism in Eukaryota, Metazoa, Arthropoda, Insecta, Lepidoptera, Papilionidae. The transcript has 15 exons. Bases 73 to 2304 code for a protein of 743 amino acids.